Molecule: messenger RNA, 1247 nt
Organism: Psylliodes chrysocephalus
Lineage: Eukaryota; Metazoa; Arthropoda; Insecta; Coleoptera; Chrysomelidae
Source: the annotation of a GenBank genome assembly
AUGUUGAACAAAGCAGUAGUCGUGUUCUUAACCUGCCUGGCCUUUACUUUGGCUGCUCCAGCUACAGAAGAUCGCACCACCACGGUGGUCAGGUCCCAAGGCCAUGAUGAUGUGCAGAGGUUGAUUGAAGAGUUGGAACGAGGUCACGCACCAAACAAAAAAGACACCGUCGUAAAGAAGACCACCAUCACAACAAUUGAGGAACCAGCAGAAGAAACACUUUCCGACGACGAACAACUCAGAGAAUUCAUGAAAGACCCCAAGUUCGUAAAAGAACUCGAAGAAUUCCUCAUGGAAUUCUUGAAAAUGUACAAUUCAUUGAACAAAAUGCAAAGGGGCAGCUCAACAUCCUCAAAAGUGAUCAGUGAAGAAAAUUCUGACGUCCAAAGCCUUUUAAGAAACCCAUCUUUCUUCUCUUUCUUGAGCAGCUUCUUCAACAACAACAACCAACAAGGCGGUCUAUCCGGUUUCUUCGCACAACUUUUCGACCAAAACAAGCGCCCAGCAACCUCAAUCUCCGAAGAAUACGUUAACGGACACUCCAGGCCAGUAGUCGUAGAACAUCCCACACCACAAGUCACAAUUACCCAUUUGGAAACAUCAGAUUUGGACUCACAAGUACCAGUAAGCAGCGGCUCAGGUGCCAGCGUAGCCGAAGCAGUUUUGGACAAACUAACAGGUUCAUCUUCAAGCUCUCGUCCCCACAAAACUACUACAACUACUGUUAUUGAGGAAAGUUCAUCUUCCGACGAAGAAAACUCCGGCGUUGCAGACAGAUUCGGAGGAAACUCACACGUAACCAUUACCCAUGUAGGUAACGACGGCCAUGAAAAUAUAUUCCACGAAAACAACGUUGUAUCUACCAGCGAAGAACUGUUGAACCAACUAAAACAUCAAAACUCUUAUGAACCUGCAUCCCAUACAGUUGAACGUCACGACUCUAUAGUCCACCCAACUGUUAUCGUCCACAAGGUACCAACCACUAGCAGCAGUCACUCAGACGACUGGUCAGAAGUCCAUCCAUCCAACCAUGUCGAAAACAGCGCUGAAUUCCAGCAACAAGCUAAGAACGCUAAUUACCAAUACGCUUCCCAAGUCGAUGAUCAUAUCAAUGGAAACUACCAGCAGAAGGCUGAAGUUAGACAAGGUGGAGUAGUAUAUGGUAAAUACUCAUAUGAUGAUGGAUUCUUCUGGAGAACCGUAUACUACCAAGCAGAUAAAAAUGGUUACGUAGUUACCAGGUAAGA